Messenger RNA from Racocetra fulgida, 447 nucleotides. The record is from the annotation of a GenBank genome assembly. NCBI's taxonomy places the organism in Eukaryota, Fungi, Glomeromycota, Glomeromycetes, Diversisporales, Gigasporaceae.
AUGUCGGACAGUACAAAUACCAAUUCUAGUGCUAAUGAAGAGAAACUAGUGGCCAGCAAACUCGAAAAGGAUAAGGGUAAUGAAUUUUUCAAAGCUGGAAACAUAUCAGAAGCUUUGUUUCGUCGUGCACAAGCGUACAUUUCCGAUGGCAAUACAACAAGAGCAAAACAAGAUCUGGAAAAAUUGACGGAAAAAAAUCCAGAUGUUAAACGUGAAUGGCAACGUCUUAAACAAAAGGAUAGGGAGCAAGAUCAAAAACAACGUAGAGAACUAGCUGGGAUGUUUGAUCGAAUGAAAAAACUUGAUGAAAAAGAGGAAACAGAAAAGGCUAAAAAGAAGGCUGCAAACGAGUCCACCAAUGAACCAAAAAUCUCUGAAAUUAUAGAAGAACCACCAAAGAUUUCCGAAAUUGUAGAGGAUGAAGCUAAAAUUUCCGAAAUUGAAUAG